Molecule: messenger RNA, 2714 nt
Organism: Annulohypoxylon maeteangense
Lineage: Eukaryota; Fungi; Ascomycota; Sordariomycetes; Xylariales; Hypoxylaceae
Product: radical SAM superfamily-domain-containing protein
Exons: 2
Coding region: 105-2450 (781 amino acids)
Biological process (GO): wybutosine biosynthetic process
Molecular function (GO): FMN binding; 4 iron, 4 sulfur cluster binding; electron transfer activity
Source: RefSeq, a predicted model, not a curated record
AUGCGACUGGUUGCUAUUAAUGCCCCGCUAAGUUUCUCUUGCUCAUCUAGAAAGAAAACUCGAAAAGCUGUGUCAACUUCGACACCACGACCGCACUACCAACUAUGGCAAGCGGAAUAGGGGGGCUUGGUUUAGAUACCAAUGGGCCUUUCAAGGGUAUCCUUGACAUCUGGCACGAGCACCGACCCUCGAUUUUAUUUGCGAUAACCUGCACCUUAGUCGUGGUCUGGUUGUACAUAGAACUCCUUCAGAAAACCAGUACCACGGCCAACGUAUCAGACCUAGAUCAGCAACUUACGAAGAUAAUACCGAGAAGUAAUGGGAUAGCUCCGCAAGAGAAGAUCGAUUUGCCUAAAGAAAAGGCGAAAGAGGUUACUACUGGACCGCGUCGCAUCAAGGGCGAGCUACGAAGAGUAGAUAAUACACGAAAAGACAUAGAACCGAGUCGCAAAAGUCCCAUCCAAAUACUCGUGUUCUAUUCAUCCCUGACCGGAAGCACGGAGAAGACCGCCGGUGGAAUUGCCGAAAAUCUUGGUACUUUAUUAAGAGAGCGAGCCAAUAACUCUGGAAAGUCUUUCUUAAGCCCCGUCGUCUUAGAUUUGGCCCAGAUAGAUUACGAUGAGUAUUUCAUCAGUGCACCUAAACCGACGGACCAAGAUAUACCGGUGGACUAUUUCUAUCUUCUGUUAGUACCGAGCUAUAACAUCGACUCUAUCAACGAUAAUUACCUCGAGCAUAUGAGUGAAACCCAUCACGACUUUAGGAUCGACACAGCUCCACUUUCGGGUAUACUAGGUUACUCUGUAUUUGGCCUGGGUGACAGAGAAGGAUGGCCGACUGAAGAUGAAGGGUUUUGUUUCCAGGCUAAGGAGGUUGACAAAUGGAUGGCUAGAUUGACGGGUCGUAAGAGAGCCUAUCCCUUAGGAAUGGCAGACACAAAACGAGAUCUAAGGGAAAGGUUAGAUGAAUGGGCAGACGGUGUGAAGGAUAUCCUGGAACAUGUCGCUCGUACAGGAUCUUUAGGGGAAGGAGUCCCGGGAAGCGGAGACGCCAUUGAAAGUGACGAAGAAUAUGGUUCCGGCGACGACGAUGACGGUGAGGUCGUUAUCGACCCAUCUUUAACGACGAGCAAGGCAAAGAAGGGGAAUGCUGCAAAUAUCGAAGAUGUUGAAGACCUUGGGAGAAUUAUGAAGGCCUCUCAAAACAAACCCGAAAAAUCGAUUAACCCAACACCAAUCGCUGUAGACUUCACAACAUACAACAAACCAAAAUCGAGGAAACCGCCGGUGACAAUCAAAGAGAUGGUACCCAAAAACUCACCUACUUAUGCAUCAUUAACUAAGCAAGGCUACACUAUCGUAGGCUCGCACUCAGGGGUUAAGAUAUGCAGAUGGACCAAGUCAGCGCUCCGCGGGCGCGGCUCCUGCUAUAAAUUCUCAUUCUACGGCAUCGCGUCGCAUCAAUGCAUGGAGACUACACCAUCGUUGUCCUGCUCCAACAAAUGCGUCUUCUGCUGGCGACACGGAACGAACCCGGUAGGCACGACCUGGCGCUGGGUCGUCGACCCUCCCGAGACAAUCUUCGACGGUGUCAAGGCCGGCCACUACCAAAAAAUCAAGAUGCUACGCGGCAUCCCCGGCGUCCGGGCCGAGAGGUUCGCCGAAGCUAUGCGCAUCCGCCACUGCGCGCUGAGCUUGGUGGGAGAGCCAAUCUUCUACCCUCACAUCAACGAGUUCCUCGCGAUGCUGCACGGCGAGCGCAUAUCCUCGUUCCUUGUAUGCAAUGCGCAACACCCGGACCAAUUAGCGGCGCUUAAAGCUGUCACACAGUUAUACGUAUCCAUAGAUGCUAGCAACAAGGAGUCUCUACGGAAGAUCGACAGGCCGCUGCACCGCGACUUCUGGGAGCGGUUCCAGCGCUGCCUGGAGAUCCUGCGCGAGAAGCGGAAUAAGCAACGCACCGUCUUCCGCCUGACUCUUGUUAAGGGAUUUAAUGUAGAAGAUGAGGUUGAGGGGUACGCGGACCUAAUUGAGAAGGGAUUACCAUGUUUUGUCGAGAUUAAGGGCGUGACAUACUGCGGCACGUCGAGCAGCGCAGGCGCGGGCCUAAGUAUGGCGAAUGUACCGUUUUAUGCCGAGGUGACGGAAUUCGUCACCGCGCUCGAUAAAAAGUUAAGGGAGAGGGGGCUGAAAUAUGGUAUUGCGGCCGAGCACGCGCAUAGUUGUUGCGUACUUAUUGCUAGUGAGAGGUUUAGGGUGGAUGGGAAGUGGCAUACGAGGAUUGAUUACCAGCGCUUCUUCGAACUGCUUGAGGAACGGGGCGCUGAUGGCGAUUGGACGCCCGAAGAGUAUAUGGGUCCCGAGACGCCCGAGUGGGCGACCUGGGGAAAUGGCGGGUUUGAUCCGAGGGAUGUGAGGGUGGAUCGGAAGGGUAGGAAGAUCGAGGCUUGAUUACCUGUGGGUACCUAGGUAGGUAUAAGAUGCAUGGUUAAGGGGCGUUGGACUAUAUCAUCACACUUGAGCAAUCGAGUUGGAGUCAGCUGGGUAGAGAAAAUAAAGAAUCAUGGUCCAUUCGUUUGUCUAUACCAGCCACCGAGCAUGAUCGUGAAAAAAUGUACAGCGGAGCCGCCCUAUCUACCGGAACAUCCGAACAGGAAGAGUAUACGGCCAGGCGCAUGCUGCUGACCGAUCAUUAUAUCAUACAUGGUAUUCAAG